Paraglomus brasilianum is the source of this 149-nucleotide messenger RNA. The record is from the annotation of a GenBank genome assembly. Lineage: Eukaryota; Fungi; Glomeromycota; Glomeromycetes; Paraglomerales; Paraglomeraceae.
CCGCACAUUACGAGGCGGCGAGAGGCGAGGGGCGACUCUGUGAUUACUAUUGGAGAGGCGUGGCGACUGGAGACGCGACGUGGAAUGGAGACGCAACAUGGAAUGGGGACGACUCUGUAUUAGCGGAGAGUGUAGAGGCGGUGAGGUGA